This is a messenger RNA of Syzygium oleosum, 1535 nucleotides long. RefSeq lists its product as uncharacterized. The transcript is spliced from 2 exons. The record is from RefSeq and is a predicted model, not a curated record. Bases 1120 to 1521 code for a protein of 133 amino acids. Lineage: Eukaryota; Viridiplantae; Streptophyta; Magnoliopsida; Myrtales; Myrtaceae.
GAUUGAUCAUGCAUAUUGGGUUUAGGUAUUGACGGUUGCUUCCCUUAGCCUGAUUAGGGAUGGAAUUUUGAGACUCCCAGUUAGUGUGAACACGUUAGGUGGUGAAUUGAGCAAGAUUAGGUACCGAAAGGGCACUAGUUGGUCAAUUAGUGUAAUCAAGUCCCCGUACUCAUUGAAUCUCUGGUUCGUAGAAGUAAAGCAUUUCUCCCGUGCUUUACUUGGGUGUCUAAUUGACCCACCAAAAAUCGAUUAGUAGCGACUCCUAGAUGAAAUUGAUUUGCAUGUUAACAACUUAAACUUAAGUUGCGAAUUGGUACGGGCUUGGGAGAGCUCGAGCUAAGUUUAACUUAGUAAUCCAUUAGCCUAACCCCUUAGGCGGCAGGGCCGGUUCGGGGAGGUAGCGACAGCUUGGCGACUCCGCUGGGGACUUCUUAGUGGACUUAGGCCGUUUAUCUUGUUCAAAUACAUCCCUAGCGUAAAUGUUUUUGCCAUUGACCCCUUAUUUUGCAGGUUUGGGAUUUGGGGAAUGAAUGUUUAUUUUUUCAGACGCUUGAAGUAUUGUUUGCUUAUAAACUGUUGUGCAUGCUUUAGAUGUUUUAGCACUACACUAUUGCACACAUAACCAUGCUGCCGGACUUGGGCCGCGAUAGGACGCUUUAGGAUGGUGUUAAGAAAGAUACAACCUCAAACGCGAGACUACAAUGUAGAGGUUGCCUUUCUUCUCCCCGAAAGUUCUUUCUUGGUGUCGUAAGUGUUUAUCCUUGUCCGCGAGACCGCAUGACUAUAGGAUAUCUCUUUCGACUGAGUCGGAGUUAAGAGGACCUGACACCAACGCGAGACUACGACGGUUAGAUCACCCUCUUAGCUUCACCUUGUUAAACUGUCUAAGAUAGAAAGCGAGCCUCACUUUUCAUGCGUGUGUCUUUGUGUUUGCCAUGGCUCUCGAUAAAGUAAGCCUUUAUCUCUCCUGUUAUGCAAUUCAUUUAUUUCCUUUUGUUGGUCCAUGGCAAAUUAGGUCGGUCGUUAGUCUCAAUUUAUAUACGAUGGGGAGAGCCGAUAUCCAAUUCAUUUCCACUCCCAAGAAAGAGCUCAUAGGGUGGUGGGAUCAGUUGGAUCAAAAUGGCCAAAGACAGGUCGAGGCAAGGAUGGCCGUCUCCUCCCGUUACUCAAGAUCAACAUCCAUUCCGGAGUUAUGCAAGCAAUACCGCACUUUUGGUGCCCUCAAACAACAACCUUCAUAUUUGGGUGGCCUACCAAUACCGAGCUCUUCAAGAGAUUCCGCCACCUCUCAAGACGGAGAUGUUUCAGGCUCGCUUCACCCGCACGGACUACGACUACUUCGACGAAAUCUGUGCCAUUGAGAUCGCAUGGAGCGAAUGCCGCCCUGAAAGAAUUGUCGUGCCUAAGAAAUUGAAUGGGGAAGAAGAGAUCUACCAUGCCUCCACAUUCUACAUCCGCAAUCACCGAAUUCCGACCAUUCUACGACCGCUGGUCCCGGAAGUGACUGACAAGCCCACCUAGAAAGCGCAAAUUGA